UGCUUCCUUAUAUUUUUACAAUUUGCAGCUACCUUGUUUUGUUUACAUUUUGUGUUGGUAUCUUUCUGUUGUAGGAUGCAGGUGGUCAGGCAAUUUAUUUUCUUUCUUGUUUCAACACCUUUUUAGAUAGUUAGGUCAGAUUAGGAAGGACAUUUGCUGGAAGACUCACUCCUUUUGCUUUUCCCUGGUAGCAAGACUGGGCUUGACUUGCCCUGACAUUGGCACGAGGACACCGCUUUUACAUCCUAUGGAUCACUGAGCGAGGAACCGAUGGCUCCACCGCGGCUCACCGGUGCACUCCGCUCCUUCUCAAAUGUCAGCAAGCAGGACUAUACAGAGGACAUCUACGAUUUGAAGUCCAAGCGGUUGAAGAGGCAAGAGCAGCUUUCCAAAGAUGGCCUGACAUGGCAGAAGAUCACACAGUUUUUCAGCCAGCACUUGGAGAAAGGACAGCAACAUGCAGCUCAGGAGGAACUGAAGAAGAUCCUGCAGGCAGCCAGGCAGAUUGUCGGCACGGAGUUCGGUCAGGAGGCGGUGGAGAGCGCCGCCGUCUUCCUGUUCAGGACCUUCUACGGCACGGACCAGGUGGGCCACGAGGAGACGCGCGCCAUCAAGCACAUGUUCGGGCCCUUCCCGUCGACGGCGGCCGACGCCUCCUGCGCCGCCACGGGCCGCCUGGUCGCGCUGAUGGACGAGACGCUGGUGGAGGCCUUCGUCAGGGCGGAGACGGCGCCCCGCGUCGCCGACCGCGCCUCCUUCGGCCGGAACAUCGCCUUCUCCUUCGACAGCUACGCGCUGGACUACCAGGAGACCCCGCCCUGGGGCGAGGACGACGGCCGGCCCGGCCCAAGCUUCAGCCUGGACUUCCACAAGCUCCUCAACAACCAGCAGGACGGGCGGGGCAGAGAGGGCCAGAACAGCGCCCCCGGCAGGCCGGCGCAGGGAAGCGGGAACGGCGACGCGGCCCUGCUCAGGCGGGAGGUGGAGCAGUACCUGUCCGGCGGGAACAUGGACUCGACAAACGCCGAGGAUCUGUGCACCUCCCUGUUCGAGAUGCUGGCGUCCCAAAAGACAGACGACGAGCUCCAAAACGAGCUGUUUGAGCUCCUGGGUCCCGAGGGCUUCGAAAUGAUCGAGAGGCUGCUCCAGCACAGGGCCGACAUCGUGGACUCCCUCCUCACCUCGCUGCCCGACCAACGGCUCGGCUACCUGCCCGAGGCGGCGCGCAAAGGCAGCGGGGACGGCAGCAAGCCGGCGUACGGCUGCCAGGUCACCAUCCAGUCGGAGCAGGAGAAGCAGCUGAUGAGGCUGCAGCGGCGCGAGGAGAAGCGCGAGAGGAAGCGGGAGAAGCGCCCCGACGACGCCGACGCCCCGCCCGACCCCGGCUUCCACUUCGACCCCAAGGAGCUGCGCCUGCACAGGGAACAGGCUCUGCUCACGGCUCGGCGCUCGCCGGUGUUGGGCCGGCAGAGGGAGUACGAGCGAAUCAGGUACCCGCAUGUGUACGACGCCUACGCCGAAGCCGCCAAGACCUCCGCCUUUGUGGGCGGAGCCAAGAUGCUCCUACCAGAGGGAAUCAAGCGAGAGAACAAUAAGAUGUUUGAGGAGGUGGUGAUCCCGCCCAACGAGCCCAUGCCCAUCGGCUUCGAGGAGAAGCCUGUGUACAUCUCUGAGCUGGACGAGGUAGGUCAGCUGGUGUUCCAGGGGAUGAAUCGUCUGAACAGGAUCCAGUCCAUCGUGUUUGAGACGGCCUACAACACCAACGAGAACAUGCUGAUCUGCGCCCCCACGGGCGCCGGCAAGACCAACAUCGCCAUGCUGGCCGUCCUGCACGAGAUCCGCCAGCACCUGGAGCCGGGCGGCGUCAUCCGCAAGGACCAGUUCAAGGUAAUCUAUGUCGCCCCCAUGAAGGCCUUGGCUGCAGAGAUGACCAAUUACUUCAGCAAGAGGCUGGAGCCACUGGGAAUCUCUGUCAAAGAGCUGACCGGAGACAUGCAGCUGACCAAGGGAGAGAUCCUCCGCACACAGAUGCUGGUGACCACGCCGGAGAAGUGGGACGUGGUGACCAGGAAGAGCGUGGGGGACGUGGCGCUGAGCCAGAUAGUGCGGCUGCUCAUUCUGGACGAGGUGCACCUCCUCCACGAGGACAGAGGCCCCGUGCUGGAGAGCCUGGUGGCCCGGACGCUGCGCCAGGUGGAGUCCACGCAGAGCAUGAUCCGGAUCCUGGGCCUGUCCGCCACGCUGCCCAACUACCUGGACGUGGCCUCCUUCCUGCACGUCAACCCCUUCAUCGGCCUCUUCUACUUCGACAGCCGCUUCCGCCCCGUGCCUCUGGGCCAGAGCUUCGUGGGCAUCAAGACUACCAACAAGGUACAGCAGCUUCACGACAUGGAGGAGGUUUGCUACGACAAGGUUCUGGAACAGAUCCGAGCAGGACACCAGGUGAUGGUGUUUGUGCACGCCCGCAACUCCACGGUGCGGACUGCCAUGAGCCUCAUCGAGAUGGCCAAGAACCGCGGCGAGUCCAUGUUCUUCCAGCCAGAUCAGCGCCCAGACUACGGCCAGUGUCAGAAACUGGUCCAGCGCUCACGGAACAAGCAGAUGCAGGAGAUGUUUCCGGACGGGUUUGGGAUUCACCACGCGGGGAUGCUGCGCUCGGACCGUAGCCUGAUGGAGAGCAUGUUCUCUAAGGGCUACCUGAAGGUGCUGGUGUGCACCGCCACGCUGGCCUGGGGGGUCAACCUGCCCGCCCACGCCGUCAUCAUCAAGGGCACCCAGAUCUACGAUGCCAAGCGGGGGACGCUGGUGGACCUGGGCAUCCUGGACGUGAUGCAGAUCUUCGGGCGCGCCGGGCGCCCGCAGUUCGACAAGUACGGCGAGGGCACCAUCAUCACCUCCCACGACAAGCUGAGCCACUACCUGACGCUGCUCACCCAGCAGAACCCCAUCGAGAGCCAGUUCCUGGAGAGCCUGGCCGACAACCUCAACGCAGAGGUGGCUUUGGGGACCGUCACCAACGUGGAGGAAGCUGUGAAGUGGCUGAGCUACGCUUACCUGUACGUGCGAAUGAGGGCCAACCCGCUGGCCUACGGCAUCAAUCACAAAGCCUACCAGAUGGAUCCAGGCUUGGAGCUGUACCGCAAGGAGCUGGUGGUGGAGGCAGGCCGCAAGCUGGACAAGGCCCGCAUGAUCCGCUUUGAGGAGCGGACUGGGUACUUCUCCUCCACGGACCUGGGCAGAACCGCCAGCCACUUCUACAUCCGAUACAACACCAUAGAGACUUUCAACGAGCUGUUCAAUGCCCAGAAGACCGAGGCCGAUAUCCUGAGCAUUGUGUCCAAGGCGGAAGAGUUUGAGCAGGUCAAGGUGCGCGACGAGGAGAUGGAGGAGCUGGAGCAGCUGCUGCACAACUACUGCGAGCUUCCUGUGGCCGGCGGCGUGGAGAACGGCUACGGCAAGAUCAACAUCCUGCUGCAGUCCUACAUCGGCCGCGGCGAGGUGGACAGCUUCUCGCUCAUCUCAGACCUGUCCUACGUCGCCCAGAACACGGCGCGCAUCGUGCGGGCGCUGUUCGAGAUCGCCCUGCGGAAGCGCUGGCCGGCCAUGACGUACCGGCUGCUCAACCUGUGCAAGAUGAUUGACAAGCGGCUGUGGGGCUGGGCCAACCCGCUGCGGCAGUUCUCGGUCCUGCCGGGCUCCGUGCUGGCCAAGCUGGAGGAGAGGAGGCUCACCGUCGACAAGCUCAAGGACAUGAGGAAGGACGAAAUCGGUCACAUGCUUCACCAUGUGAACAUCGGGUUAAAGGUGAAGCAGUGCGUCCACCAGCUCCCCUCCCUCCUGAUGGAGGCCUCCAUCCAGCCAAUCACGCGCACCGUCCUACGGGUGCGGCUGACCAUCACGCCGGACUUCAGGUGGAACGACCAGGUCCAUGGUUCAGUAGGGGAGCCCUGGUGGCUUUGGGUGGAAGACCCGGUCAACGACCACAUCUACCACUCUGAGUACUUCCUGCUGCAGAAGAAGCAGGUGGUGACAGAUGAGCAGCAGCAGCUGGUCUUCACCAUCCCCAUCUUUGAGCCCAUGCCGUCUCAGUACUACAUCCGGGCGGUGUCUGACCGCUGGCUGGGCUCCGAGGCCGUCUGCAUCAUCAACUUCCAGCACCUCAUACUGCCAGAGAGACACCCGCCGCACACAGAGCUGCUGGACCUGCAGCCUCUGCCCAUCACGGCCUUGGGCAAGCCGGAGUACCAGAGCCUGUACAAGUUCACCCACUUCAACCCCAUCCAGACGCAGAUCUUCCACACGCUCUACCACAGCGACACCAACGUCCUGCUGGGGGCGCCCACGGGCUCCGGCAAGACCAUCGCCGCCGAGCUGGCCAUGUUCCGCGUCUUCAACCAGUACCCCACCUCCAAGGUGGUGUACAUCGCCCCCCUGAAAGCGCUGGUUCGAGAGAGAAUAGAGGACUGGAAAAUCAGGAUAGAGGAGAAGCUUGGGAAGAAGGUGGUGGAGCUGACGGGCGACGUCACGCCGGACAUGCGGGCCAUCGCCCAGGCCGACCUCAUCGUCACCACGCCCGAGAAGUGGGACGGGGUCAGCCGCAGCUGGCAGAACCGCAGCUACGUGCAGAAAGUGGCCAUCCUGAUCAUCGACGAGAUUCACCUGCUGGGUGAGGACAGGGGUCCGGUUCUGGAGGUGAUCGUUUCCAGGACCAACUUCAUCUCGUCCCACACCAGCAAGACCGUGCGCGUCGUGGGCCUGUCCACCGCCCUGGCCAACGCCCGCGACCUCGCCGACUGGCUGGGCAUCGGGGAGGUGGGCUUGUUUAAUUUCCGCCCGUCGGUCCGGCCCGUCCCGUUGGAGGUGCACAUCCAUGGUUUCCCGGGGCAACACUACUGCCCCCGCAUGGCCAGCAUGAACAAGCCCGUCUUCCAAGCGAUACGCAGUCACUCUCCUGCCAAGCCGGUUCUGAUCUUCGUGUCGUCACGGCGACAGACCCGUCUGACCGCGCUGGACCUGAUCGCCUUCUUGGCCACUGAAGACGACCCCAAGCAGUGGUUGCACCAGGAUGAGAGGGAGAUGACAGAUAUCAUCGCCACGGUGCGAGAGUCGAACCUGAAGCUGACGCUAGCGUUCGGGAUCGGCAUGCAUCACGCAGGCCUGCACGAGAGGGACAGGAAGACCGUGGAGGAGCUCUUCGUUAACUGCAAGAUCCAGGUGCUGAUAGCAACAAGUACGCUAGCCUGGGGGGUCAACUUCCCCGCCCACCUGGUGAUCGUGAAGGGGACAGAGUAUUUCGACGGGAAGACCCGGCGCUACGUGGACUAUCCCAUCACCGACGUCCUUCAGAUGAUGGGCCGUGCGGGCAGGCCGCAGUUCGACGACCAGGGCAAAGCUGUCAUCCUCGUGCACGACAUCAAGAAAGAUUUCUACAAGAAGUUUCUGUAUGAACCCUUCCCAGUGGAAUCCAGUCUGUUGGCCGUGCUGUCGGACCACUUGAACGCAGAGAUUGCCGCGGGAACCAUCGCUUCCAAGCAGGACGCCCUGGACUACAUCACCUGGACGUACUUCUUCCGCCGCCUGGUCAUGAACCCCAGCUAUUACAGCUUGGAGGACGUCAGCCAUGAAUCCAUCAACAAGUUCCUCUCUAACCUGGUGGAGAAAAGCCUGCGGGACCUGGAGAGUUCCUACUGCAUGGCGAUAGGAGAGGACAACCACACCAUCGAGCCCCUGACGCACGGGCGCAUCGCCUCGUACUAUUACCUCAAGCACCAGACGGUGCGCAUGUUCCACGAGCGGCUGAAGCCCGAGUGCUCCCUCCAGGACCUGCUCCUCAUUCUCACGGACGCGGAGGAGUAUGCUGAGCUGCCGGUCAGACACAACGAGGACCAGCUGAACAGCGAGCUGGCUCGCCGGCUCCCCCUGGAGGUGAACCCCCACUCCUACGACAGCGCUCACACGAAGACCCACCUGCUGCUGCAGGCCCACUUCAGCCGCGCCACCCUGCCCUGCAGCGACUACGGCACCGACACCAAGACCGUGCUGGACAACGCCAUGCGCAUCUGCCAGGCCAUGCUGGAUGUAGCAGCCAGUGAGGGCUGGCUGGUCACUGCGCUCAGUGUGUGUAACCUGGUGCAGAUGAUCAUUCAGGCCAGGUGGCUCCACGACUCCUCUCUGCUCACCCUGCCCCACAUUGAGCAGCAGGACCUCUACCUGUUCAGGAAGUGGAGCCCCGGGAAGGCGAUGGGCGGGGCCAGAGGAUUCCAGGGCCCAAUCGAGGGGCUGCCCGAGCUGAUGGCGGCCUGCGACGGGCGGGAGAGCGCCUUCGCCGCCAUCGUGGGGGGCGGGCUGCAGCAAAGCCAGGUUUCCCAGGCCUGGGCGUUCCUCAGCCACCUGCCGGUGCUGGAGGUGGAGAUGAGGGUGAAGGGCUGGUGGGGGGAGAGCCAGGAGCAGAGCGAGCGGCUGCUGCCCUCCGCCGUGGCCAACAUCCGCAACCAGAAGAGCUGGCUGGACAUCCACGCCGACCAGGAGUACGUCCUGCAGGUCCACCUGCACCGCCUCAACACGGGCGGCCAGAAGAGGAGACAGGACAGCCGGGCAAUGGCCCCUCGCUUCCCCAAGCUGAAGGACGAGGGCUGGUUCCUGGUGCUGGGAGAGGUGGAGAAGAGGGAGCUGCUGGCCGUCAAGAGGGUGGGGUACGUGCGGAACCGCAGCACCGCCUCCGUCGCCUUCUUCACCCCGGAGAAGACGGGCAGGUGCAUCUACACCCUGUACCUGAUGAGCGACAGCUACCUGGGCCUGGACCAGCAGUACGACAUUCACCUGAACGUGACGCCGCCCAGCGUCUCCGCCCAGGUGACCAGCGAGGUGUCGGAGAGCAUGGACAGCCUGGCCGUGGGCGGGAGCUCUUAGCAGGCGGCGGAGCGCGGGCGGGGCCAACCAGGACGCGAUUACGGGGAUGAUGUCACAUUGGUGAUGUCAUAAUGGGAGAACAGGGCCUGCGUUGCAGUGACUUUGCCUUAGCAGAGGUCGUUGAGGCUGACCUCAGUGACACAGGGAGAUUUGGUGUGUGUGUAGGGUGGGGUUUUGGAGCUUUCUACCACACGCGGGGGUGGAUCGUAGCGCCGCAAACUUACGUUAUUCUCCUUCUGAACAAACUGUAUGCUCACACCCCACGCACCCUUAGCAUCAGCUCGGCAGUGUAGACUCAGUUCCACAGGCACUUCUGUCCUCUAGCCCAGCGGGGUCUCGCAUGCCCACACAUUAGCGGCCAAAACGAACAGAAGUCGACUUUACUCGAUCACGUUCAGUCUGGACUGUGGAAUGUUUCAGUUUCAGUUGUUCAGUGCUGAUUGACCAAUAUGGCAUUUUACUGAAAGGUUUGCAUUGUUUCUGUGGGUGCUCAUAUUAAACUUGUGUGUUCUUUUUUUUUUUGGACAGUGGACUAGUUCCAUUAGUACGCACUCUUAGCAUUGCGUGCCUGAUUCCAUUCAUUAAAUAUUCACGUAAAAACAUUCAUCCUGAAAAUUUAAGUUCCGUGCAACUUCUCUUAUUUAUGAUUUUUUUUUCCUGGUUUUUCCUCCGAAUAUAGGUGCAUUUGAAGUAUAAAGUGUCUUUUUGACAGGCCAUAAAAAAAAUAAACUAUAAAACAGCGCUUGAUUUGUUUCUGGUAAAUCUAAUAUGUCGUUUGGAGAGAAGCACGAUUGUAAAAUAUUUAGGUUUGGUUUGAAAUAUCUUUUAGCUGCGGUUUAAGGAUCGUAACUCUGGUGCACAUAGGAUUGGAGUCACAGACCCGAGUCGGGGGGUUGUGGGGGAAAUUUAUAGCGUUGCCUCGCCAAACACGGGAAACCUGGAUGCAGUUAUUUAACGCGGGGUUAAGGAAUGCAGGCCAGGUGUGUGGGUCAUGCUUUGCUCCAUGUGCCAAACUAUGACAUCUGCUUGGAAAAUUAUUCGCUGGUUCUGCGGUGUCCAUAUUGUUACUGACCCACAGUCCCUUCGUGUGGUGGCUCUCUUCCUUUAGAAUCAUUCUCGAAAUGGCUCUCGGUGUUGCUGCACAAACAGCCAUAAUUAUAACCCCCCCCCCCCCCCCUCCCAUACACACAUCUUUGAAUUAAAAUCUCAAAAUGUUAAAUGGAAUUUUAAGCGGUAGUACAUGUUCAUUUUGUACUGCUGGCUGUACUGCAAUAUGUAGGAUCAUUAUUGGAAUAAAAUUUACUUUGAAAGCA
This is a messenger RNA of Anguilla anguilla (European eel), 8222 nucleotides long. It is a transcript of the gene ascc3, whose product is annotated as activating signal cointegrator 1 complex subunit 3. The record is from RefSeq and is a predicted model, not a curated record. Gene Ontology annotation, molecular function: ATP hydrolysis activity; ATP binding; nucleic acid binding. The transcript is spliced from 42 exons. The coding region runs from base 271 to 6909 and encodes 2212 amino acids. NCBI's taxonomy places the organism in Eukaryota, Metazoa, Chordata, Actinopteri, Anguilliformes, Anguillidae.